Molecule: messenger RNA, 1812 nt
Organism: Mya arenaria
Lineage: Eukaryota; Metazoa; Mollusca; Bivalvia; Myida; Myidae
Product: protein CEPU-1-like
Exons: 2
Coding region: 121-1068 (315 amino acids)
Biological process (GO): cell-cell adhesion
Cellular component (GO): cell-cell junction
Molecular function (GO): cell adhesion molecule binding
Source: RefSeq, a predicted model, not a curated record
CAGCCAGUAAUGAAGCAUCCCGGAAGAAGCCACUACACCAGGGGUGAAAACGGCUUCAUAUAAACACGAAGUCAUAAGAACGAUCAGACGUUUUAGAAACAAAGAAAUAUAGUGCUUAAUAUGAAGAUGUUUUUGUUGGCUGGAUUUAUGUCUGUUGGUCUGCUACUUACUGGCGGCGAUGCGAACCCCCCGCAAGUUAAACUCUACCGACGGCGCGGGGAUAGUGUUAUACUGCCAUGCCGCCUGGCUUCCGGCUUGGACCCCGACACGGUCUUGGUCCGCUGGAAAUCAUCAAAAGACUCUUACCUCACUUCCGGUGUACGUGUACUCAAAUACACGAACCAGAUUGAGGUCGUCAAGACAUCCAAAAUUGAAUGGAAUCUUCUGAUUAAGUCGGUCACGGACACAUUCGCGGCGAAUUACACGUGCACGUCAGAUCAACAAGUGGUGCUGUCCAACGUACAGCUUCUGAUCUUGGUCGCUCCGAAAAUCGACUAUGGCGGUACAAGCUCACCGGAAGUGAACGUCGAUGAAGGCGGCACAGUGGAACUUACGUGCGCAUUUACUGGCGAACCCGUACCGAACAUAACGUGGUUUAGGGGUGCCGACAAACAGCCUACCGGCAUCACGGGGAGCAAACUUGUUCUGCCUGACGUCAAGCGUUACGCUACCGACGUCUACACGUGUCGUGGAGAGAAUUCUGUUAGUAACGAGGAUCAUCAGAUCAAUCUUAUCGUGAGGUUUCCUGUCGAGGUAGACGUUAUGGAAAAUACCGUUUACGUCAAGAGGGGAGGUAUAUUUACGUUAGCGUGUAUCGCGCAAGGGGCUCCGUUAUACGAAACAUACUGGAUUGACGUUCAUGGUAACAAAGUGAUGUCUACAACAUGGAAAUAUGACUUUAACAUGGAAUCGGCAGGUGCACAUAUACCGGCUAAGUUCGUCACCUUGGCUUCUCGCACGGGUGCCUUGACCGUUUUCGACUUUGGACCGUACACGUGCGAAGCGAAGGGAGAUGGGCGCGUUGCCAAAGCAACUGUGAAUGUCGUUGAACUUAAGGAACUCAACUAAUUUAACGCCAACGGAUCAUAUGUCCCUGAUGCGAAUUACGACAAAAUAAAUCGAAAAUCAUAACGCUUUCGAAAUAAGCAGAACUAUGAUUGGGACUUGCGAAAUGUAUUGCCUUAAUGUGUAAAUAUAUUUUAAAGAUGCACUCUUACUCCCAAAUGAUAUUUACCUAAAUUAAUACAAUUGUUUUAAUAUUUGAAAAAGGAUGAAUACAUGUCGAAAACAAGGGUUCUUAUGAAGGAUACUGAGUUUAAGUUGAAAGAAAUGCACAUAAAACACGGUAUUUCUACCUCAUGAGACUAUAUUGGACCACAGUAAAUCUUUUAACAUUCAACAAUCAUUUAAUAUUUUUGCGUUUUCUGCUAUUAAAUACACGGUUACAAUCUUGUUAUCAGUAAUUAAUAUUUUCCAUAAGUGCAUUAUUUAGUAAGUAGUAAAAGGUUUAUCAGUCAAAAUUGAUGUGUGUUAUACAUGUGUAUGUAUAUAUUGAUUUUGAAUAAGAGUGUCACUUUAAAAGCAUGUAACCAGUAUUGGCAUAAAUGUUAAAUUUGGAUGCCUUGUGAUCCAAUAUAUGUUUGGUAUCAAUAGAAAAGGCUUUGCUUGCUGAUUACUCAUAAAUUUGGGAAAUAGAAGAACAUACAUUAAUACUAAAGUUAAUGCAGUUUGACUUUUUCUUCUUUAUUUUAACAGAAAUCUGAUGUAAAUUGUUGAUGAUUUGAAUUGAUAAAAUGAGUAUAUAAUUCUUAA